AUGGAGACAGUCAAUACUACUGAAAGAUUAAAGCAGCUUCGACAGCUUAUGAAAAAGCAUAAUGUUGAUGUUUACAGUAUACAUUAUCAUUCCCUUUCAGUAUCGCUAUUGAGUCUGACAAGAAGUCUAGUCGUGCCAUCAGAAGACAGUCAUCAAUCCGAAUAUAUCGCUGCGUGCGAUGCUCGUCGAGAAUUUAUUUGCGGUUUCAGCGGCUCAGCCGGCACCGCAGUUAUCACUCUGGAAAAGGCGGCUCUGGCAACAGAUGGCCGCUACUUUAACCAAGCAUCAAAACAACUUGACAACAACUGGCAACUGCUGAAGCAAGGCCUGGAAGAUGUACCGACUUGGCAGGAUUGGGCGGUAGAGCAGGCUGAAGGCAGCAGGACAGCUGGUGUGGAUCCAACCGUUAUCACUGCGUCUGAUGCCCGCAAACUGGUGGAAAAACUAAGAAAAAAAGGAGGUAGCACUCUAGAAGCCGUCAAAACAAACCUUGUAGAUCUCGUUUGGGGAGAUAAACGACCACCCACGCCACGAGAGUCGGUCAAAGCUCUUUCGAUUGAUUUCGCUGGCAAAAGUUCAGGCGAAAAGAUCGAAAACCUGAGAAAAGAACUAGCGAAGAAGAAAAGUGCGGGCCUGAUUAUUUCUAUGCUAGAUGAAGUUGCUUGGCUGUACAAUCUACGUGGUAACGAUAUACCAUUUAAUCCGGUCUUCUUCUCCUAUGCCAUUGUCACACCGACCAAAGCUUCAUUAUACGUAGAUGAAAGCAAACUCGAUGAACAAGCUCGGCAGCAUCUUGGUCCCUCAAUCGAGAUUCGGCCCUACGAUGAUAUUCUAGGCGAUGUCAUGUCGCUGAGCCAAGCUCCGGAAGCGGUAGGUGAUAACCAGACCGCCAAACAAGGGCAUACUCCACCGACACCACAGAGAAAGUACAUGAUCUCUACGAAAGCCUCAUGGGCGCUCAGUCUAGAGCUUGGAGGAGAGGAGAAAGUCGACGAAGUCCGAAGCCCAGUAGGGGACAAGAAAGCCGUCAAGAAUGAGACCGAGCUGGAAGGAAUGCGAGCGUGCCACGUGCGUGACGGUGCUGCCCUAACGGAGUACUUCGCUUGGCUAGAAGAAGAGCUCGUCGAGAAAGGAAGUACCCUGGACGAAGUCCAAGGCGCCGACAAGCUUGAGCAAAUCCGCUCCCAAAAACAGCACUUUGCGGGUCUAUCUUUCGACGCCAUCUCCUCCACCGGCCCAAACGCAGCAGUGAUCCACUACAAACCCGAACCCGGUAAUUGCUCCAUCAUUGACCCCAAAGCUGUAUAUCUCUGCGACUCUGGCGCUCAAUACUUCGAUGGCACUACUGAUACCACCCGCACUCUUCACUUCGGCACUCCCACUGACAUGGAACGCAAAGCCUACACCCUUGUCCUCAAAGGUGUCAUAUCCCUCGAUCAAGCCGUCUUUCCCAAAGACACGACUGGCUUCGCCAUCGACGUGCUAGCGCGCCAGCACCUCUGGGCUGAAGGCCUCGAUUACCGCCACGGGACGGGUCACGGUGUUGGAAGCUAUCUCAACGUUCACGAAGGACCUAUCGGUAUCAGCGCGCGUGUCCAAUCUAGUGAAGUACCUCUUGCUGCAGGUAACGUUAUUUCGGACGAGCCUGGAUAUUACGAAGACGGGAAUUUCGGAAUUAGGAUCGAGAAUAUCUUUAUGGUGAAGGAGGUGAAAACCACCCAUCGGUUUGGUAAUAAGCCGUAUUUUGGGUUUGAGCACGUUACGAUGGUGCCGUAUUGUAGGAAGCUGAUUGAUGUCGGCCUAUUGACCGAGAAAGAGAGGAGUUGGGUUGAUGAAUAUCAUAAAGAGAUCUUGGAGAAGACGAAGGAAUUCUUUGAGGGGGAUAAGAGAACAAUGAAAUGGCUGGAAAGGGAGACGGCACCCCUCUGA
This is a messenger RNA of Bacidia gigantensis, 1929 nucleotides long. RefSeq lists its product as uncharacterized. Lineage: Eukaryota; Fungi; Ascomycota; Lecanoromycetes; Lecanorales; Ramalinaceae. Bases 1 to 1929 code for a protein of 642 amino acids. The transcript has 6 exons. The record is from RefSeq and is a predicted model, not a curated record. Gene Ontology annotation, molecular function: metalloaminopeptidase activity.